AUGAUACGAAAUAGAGAAUCAGCUUAUUUAUCUAGGAAAAGAAAAAAAGAACAUGUAGCUCACCUUGAAAAACUAGUCAAAGAUUUAAUUGUAGAAAAUAACGCUUUAAAGACGGAAAAUUCCAAUUUAAGAAAAAAAUUGGCUGAUUAUGAAAGAAUAAAUAAUGUCUCUGAGAAGAAAAUAAAGAAAAAUAUAUUGUCAAAAGCGCCCAAAAAAGCAACAGCAUUAUUUGCAGUUUUACUAACUGCUUGCCUAAAUAUUGGCACUUUUAGUUCUUUUUUAGGUGAUAUUAAACAAAAUAAUAAUGAUAAUAAUGUAUUAGAAAAUAAUUUAGUUCCUCAUUAUUCUCAUAAAGUGAGGCAUACAAGAUCUCUUCUCUGGUCACAAUCAGAAUUCAAUGAUUUCAAUUCGACUUAUAGUAAUUUAUCAAAAACUAGUUGUCCAAUUUUUAUUAAUCAAAGUGAAACAAUCAGGCUCGAAAGUGAAUUGAGGCGAUGGAUUGGAAAAGAUAAUGAUUAUCUCGGUUCUUACAAUAAAAACUAUUCGAAAAUCAAUCAGUUUUUUUAUCCGGAAGAAAAAAUUUCUCUAAAAAAAAAUCGCAUUAAUUCAAAAAAUAGAAAAAGAAUAAAUAAUUCUAUUAAAAAAAGCACAUUAAAAAUGGACAUGUAUAAAUUAAAGCAAAACAUUUGGAAUUUUAAUUCGUUCUUCGAAGCGAUAAAUAGACGGGACGACACGUUCUAUCUCGUUUCUUUUUCGGGAGACCAUUUGUUACUUCCAGCUUUGUCUCACAAUAAAACUUCCAGACCGAAAAUGUCUCUCAUGCUUCCGGCAUUUCUCUCAAACGUAACGUCUCUACAUCCAGAUCAAGUUGAAUUAAUGCAAAUCGACUGCGAAGUAACCAAUACUAAAGUAUUAAGCGUUAACGAAAAUAAUAUACCCGCAAAUAUGCGACCUUAUUCAAAUUCGACAUCAAAAAAUAAAGGCAACCAAGAGAAUUUAUUAGGUUCGAAAAAAAUUCGGUUUAAAUCAAAGAAUUCACCUGACUCGAGUUUUAAUAUGAAUCAUGGAUCCACAGAUGAAAUGAAAAAUAAAAAUAACAGCAUACCCAAAUCGAUCAUUUCUAAAAUGUUAAGACUUCAGUAUUUACCAUUUAAUAUUAAUUCUUCUAUCAAUGCUGUUUUUGGUAAGAAAAAAUUUUUUACAAAAUUUCUUGGAAAUCAAAAUUUUAAGUAA
This is a messenger RNA of Pediculus humanus corporis (human body louse), 1233 nucleotides long. RefSeq names its product Cyclic AMP-dependent transcription factor ATF-6 alpha, putative. Lineage: Eukaryota; Metazoa; Arthropoda; Insecta; Psocodea; Pediculidae. Gene Ontology annotation, molecular function: DNA-binding transcription factor activity, RNA polymerase II-specific; RNA polymerase II cis-regulatory region sequence-specific DNA binding. The transcript is spliced from 7 exons. Gene Ontology annotation, biological process: endoplasmic reticulum unfolded protein response; regulation of transcription by RNA polymerase II. Gene Ontology annotation, cellular component: nucleus. The record is from RefSeq and is a predicted model, not a curated record. Bases 1 to 1233 code for a protein of 410 amino acids.